UCACCUUGAAGGUGCAAAAUGUGAAAAGCACAACAAUUGCAGUGCGGGGAAAUUUGCCAUGCUGGGAACAAGACUUUAUGUUUGAGAUCAACCGCUUGGACCUUGGUCUCACAGUUGAGGUCUGGAACAAGGGACUAAUCUGGGACACCAUGGUGGGAACUGUGUGGAUCCCGUUAACAAAGAUCCGGCAGUCAAAUGAGGAGGGUCCAGGGGAAUGGUUAACACUUGACUCACAGGUAAUAAUGACAGAUAAUGAGAUUUGCGGAACCAAAGACCCGACAUUUCACCGCAUCCUAUUGGAUACUCGAUUUGAGCUUCCACUCGAUAUUCCAGAGGAAGAAGCUCGAUAUUGGGCCAAAAAACUUGAACAGCUGAAUGCAAUGAGGGACCAAGAUGAUUACGUUAUUGAAGAGGAGCAAGAGAACUCUCUUCCUCUUCACCCUUCUCAGUGCUAUAAUGAGGACCCUGACAGUGCCAUGGAUGAUCACGACAGCGAUUACCCUAGUGAAACCAGCAACAGUAUCCCACCCCCAUUCCACUCCACAGCCCAGCCAAACGCAUCUGUGCAUCAGUACCCUGUGCGCUCACAGUACAGCUCCCGUGGAUCCUAUACUGAUUCUGUACAUAGCUAUGAGAUGUCUGACCACCCGCCAAUCAGCCCUACAGGAAGCAGCCGAUAUGCCUCAUCAGGGGAGCUCAGCCAGGGCUCCUCGCAACUCAGCAAUGAUUUUGAUCCAGAAAGCGACAGCCUUCAGGAAUCAGAGCUAGAGGAGGAAAGAGACAGAGACUCAUAUCACUCCUGUCAUAGUUCUGUCAGUUAUCCGAAAGACUCCCCUCAUUGGGAUGGAGAGUAUGGACCAGAUGAAUACAGCGAUGAGGAUGAUGCAUACCCUGACAUUAGAAGCCAGACAUCUGAGAGAGAGAUAUAUGAUGAUGAGACCCUUGAGGAAGAGGACCAGGAAGGGAGAGUUGAGUACAGACCGGAGGAGACAGGGUUUAUUUUAGAAGAGGAGAAAGUGAAGACUCCCACGGAGGUACAAGUAGAGAAGGAAAAGACCCCAGAGGCUGUACAAGAAGAGGAGGUUGUGCCACCUGCACCAGUAGAUCAGACAACCACAACUUCUGAAAGUUUUAGGGAGGAGGUACCAGGAGUAUCCAGAGCAAAAUCUAAUUGGUUGAGAGCAUUUAACAAGGUGCGCCUGCAGUUACAAGAGGUGAUCUACAAAGCAGCUGGGCUUUUAGGCUUACACAAUAAGGGGGAUGACAAAAAGAGGAGAGGAUCUGAGAGUGGCUCCCCCUCUUCACCCCCUCCCUGUAUACAUUCUCUUCCCAAACAUCAGUCUGUCCUGUGGACAGAAGCCAGGGAUGAUCAGAGCAGACCUGCUGGAGGUCUCAUUAUCAUAGAUAGUAUGCCAGACAUUCGGAAAAGAAAGCCCAUACCGCUGGUUAGCGACUUGUCUCUAGUCCAGUCACGGAAAGCUGGAAUAACAUCUGCUCUUGCCACAAGCACCUUAAACAAUGAAGAACUAAAAAACCAUGUUUACAAAAAGACCCUACAAGCUUUAAUAUACCCAAUCUCCAGCACAACCCCCCACAACUUUGAGGUGUGGACUGCCACUACCCCAACCUACUGCUACGAAUGUGAGGGUUUGCUUUGGGGCAUCGCGCGUCAGGGUAUGCGCUGUACAGAGUGUGGUGUCAAGUGCCAUGAAAAGUGCCAGGACCUGCUGAAUGCUGACUGUCUGCAGAGAGCGGCAGAGAAAAGUUCAAAGCAUGGGGCAGAGGAUCGGACUCAGAACAUCAUCAUGGUUCUGAAGGAUCGCAUGAAAAUCAGGGAAAGGAACAAGCCUGAGAUCUUCGAAUUAAUCCAGGAAGUAUUUGUAGUUUUGAAGGCAACGCAUGCUCAGCAAAUAAAGGCUGUGAAACAGAGUGUGCUAGAUGGUACUUCAAAGUGGUCGGCAAAGAUCAGCAUCACAGUGGUUUGUGCACAAGGUCUGCAGGCCAAGGACAAGACAGGGUCCAGUGAUCCGUAUGUUACAGUCCAAGUAGGGAAAACCAAGAAAAGGACAAAAACUAUCUAUGGAAACCUCAACCCAGUGUGGGAAGAGAACUUUCACUUUGAGUGUCACAACUCUUCCGACCGUAUAAAGGUGCGUGUGUGGGAUGAAGAUGAUGACAUUAAAUCAAGGGUAAAGCAAAGAUUUAAACGUGAAUCAGAUGACUUCUUGGGGCAAACGAUCAUUGAGGUCCGGACGCUGAGCGGAGAAAUGGACGUUUGGUAUAAUUUGGAUAAGCGCACAGACAAAUCUGCAGUCUCUGGAGCCAUCCGGCUGCACAUUAGUGUGGAGAUAAAGGGGGAGGAGAAGGUUGCUCCCUAUCACGUGCAAUACACAUGUCUACAUGAGAAUCUUUUCCACUUCCUGACAGAUGUGCAGAAUAAUGGUGUGGUAAAGAUCCCAGAUGCUAAAGGGGAUGAUGCCUGGAAGGUUUACUUUGAUGAGACAGCCCAGGAGAUUGUGGACGAGUUUGCAAUGAGAUACGGCGUUGAGUCUAUAUACCAGGCUAUGACUCACUUUGCUUGCCUGUCAUCUAAGUACAUGUGCCCAGGAGUACCAGCUGUAAUGAGCACCCUCCUUGCCAACAUAAACGCAUACUAUGCUCACACCACCGCAUCCACCAACGUGUCUGCCUCAGAUCGCUUCUCUGCUUCCAAUUUUGGGAAAGAGAGAUUUGUGAAGCUUCUUGAUCAGUUGCACAACUCCUUACGAAUUGACCUUUCUAUGUACCGGAAUAAUUUCCCCGCUAGCAGCCCUGAGAGACUUCAGGACCUCAAGUCAACAGUGGAUUUGCUAACCAGUAUAACUUUCUUCAGAAUGAAGGUGCAAGAGUUACAGAGUCCACCUCGGGCCAGCCAAGUUGUAAAGGACUGUGUCAAGGCCUGUCUCAACUCUACCUAUGAAUACAUAUUCAACAACUGUCAUGAGCUGUUUAGCCGGGAGUAUCAAAUAAAGAGAGAGUUACCACCUGAGGAACAGGGACCAAGUAUUAAGAACUUGGAUUUCUGGUCAAAGUUGAUAACACUGAUUGUGUCCAUCAUAGAGGAGGAUAAGAAUUCAUAUACCCCUUGUCUGAACCAGUUCCCACAAGAGCUUAAUGUUGGUAAAAUCAGUGCUGAGGUCAUGUGGAGUCUCUUUGCUCAGGAUAUGAAGUAUGCCAUGGAAGAGCAUGACAAGCAUCGACUGUGUAAGAGCGCAGAUUACAUGAACUUACAUUUUAAGGUCAAGUGGCUGUACAAUGAAUAUGUGACAGAGCUCCCGUCUUUUAAAAGCAAGGUCCCAGAAUACCCUGCCUGGUUUGAGCCCUUUGUUAUCCAGUGGUUGGAUGAGAAUGAAGAGGUUUCCCGGGAUUUCUUGCAUGGUGCCCUGGAGAGGGAUAAAAAAGAUGGGUUCCAGCAGACCUCAGAACAUGCCCUAUUCUCCUGCUCUGUUGUGGACGUUUUCUCCCAGCUUAAUCAGAGCUUUGAGAUCAUUAAGAAGUUGGAGUGUCCGGACCCGCAGAUUGUUGGACAUUAUAUGCGAAGAUUUGCCAAGACCAUCAGUAAUGUCCUACUUCAAUAUGCAGAAAUCAUCUCUAAGGAUUUUGCCUCCCACUGCUCCAAAGAGAAAAAAGAAGAGAAAGUGCCCUGCAUUCUGAUGAACAACAUCCAACAACUUCGGGUACAGCUUGAAAAAAUGUUUGAAGCCAUGGGUGGGAAAGAGUUGGAUCCAGAAACUAGUGACAUUCUUAAGGGACUUCAGGUGAAACUCAACAAUGUCCUUGAUGAGCUGAGCAGAGUGUUUGCUACCAGUUUCCAGCCACACAUUGAGGAGUGUGUGAAACAGAUGGGGGAAAUCCUAAGUCAAGUGAAGGGGACAGGAAAUGUACCGGCCAGUAAUUGCAGCAGCGUGGCACAGGACGCGGAUAACGUUUUGCAGCCUAUUCUGGAUCCACUUGACAGCAACCUGACUCUCUUUGCUAAGAUAUGUGAGAAGACUGUACUCAAGCGUGUCUUGAAAGAGCUGUGGAAGCUGGUGAUGAACACAAUGGAGAAAAUCAUUGUCCUUCCCCCGCUAACAGACCAAACGGGGACACAUCUCAUCAUCAACGCUGCUAAUCAAUUGGGUCAGCUUUCCAAGUUAAAGGAUCAUAUGGUACGGGAGGAAGCUAAGAGUUUGACCCCAAAACAAUGUGCUGUGGUGGAGCUUGCACUGGACACAAUAAAGCAAUAUUUCCACGCUGGGGGUGUAGGUCUUAAGAAGACAUUUUUGGAGAAGAGUCCAGACCUGCAAUCUCUACGCUACGCACUCUCGCUAUAUACGCAGGCCACUGACACACUCAUCAAAACCUUUGUCCAAUCACAGUCUGCUCAGGGAUCUGGAGUUGAUGAUUCUGUUGGGGAGGUUUCUAUCCACGUGGAGCUAUUUACUCACCCAGGAACAGGAGAGCACAAGAUCAGCGUGAAAGUUGUAGCAGCGAAUGAUUUGAAGUGGCAGACAUCCGGAAUAUUCCGCCCCUUCAUUGAGGUUAACAUGAUUGGUCCGAAUCUUAGCGACAAGAAGAGGAAAUUCACAACCAAGUCCAAGAACAAUAGCUGGGCACCAAAAUACAAUGAAAGCUUUCAAUUCACUUUGGGUAGUGAGAGUGGUCCAGAAUGUUAUGAACUGCAGGUGUGCGUGAAGGAUUACUGCUUUGCCCGGGAAGACCGCACUGUUGGCAUGGCUGUCAUGCAGCUGCGUGACCUGGCACAAAAAGGCAGCUGUGCUUGUUGGCUCCCACUGGGCCGGCGUAUCCACAUGGAUGAGACUGGACUGACUAUCCUGCGGAUCUUAUCCCAGAGAAACAAUGAUGAGGUGGCCAAAGAGUUUGUUAAACUCAAAUCUGACACCCGCUCUCCUGAAGAGGGCAGCUAGGGGGGUGGGACUUUUUUUUACCUGCUUUCUCCCCUGUGGGACAACUAGAUUCACUGCCUUUUUUUCCCAGGCCCACAUGUACAUAGUUUAAAUAAGAAAUAAAGCAUUUUAAAAACACACUGAACCCAGCUCACUGCCAGUAGAUUUCUGUGAACACAUGUGGUUCUACUUAACGCACUACACAGGCUUCUUCUGGCAGUGACUGAGUUAAAGAAUGCACAAUCACACAUACACAUUAAGGGCUGCUUUCAAAUGUGCCAUUGUGUUAACCUUCUCCCUGCUGGAUCACACAAGCUCAGUAUCUGCAGGGUCUUUGUUAAGCUUAUAACUUUGUACCUGCAGCCUGACAGCACCCUGGCAACGGGAGGGUUAACAGUUUGAGAGACCAUGUGCCCCUAAAGAAUGGGGAUUAAAUAACCCCUUUCUUCUCUUUUUUUUCCACACCUUACCCUAAAUUUGCCUGCACUUACCCUGUAAUAUGUAUAUAGAACCUCCCCUCUAACAGUGUCUUAUUCUGUGCAAUGGUGCUGCAUGGGUAACCGUUUUCUAUUAUACCCCGUACCCAACCCUAAACCUCAUCUCCUGACAGAUCUUUGAAUAUGCCAUUUAAUUCCUGCUUGUCCUAAUUCCUUGGACUGGAAGGUCACCUGACUGCAUGAUGCAGCGAGAGAAAAAAAAGGACACUGCCGGCUGCCCGAAUGUUGUCAUCUCACCUAUACAUCCAGCACUGAAGAGGUUAAACAACCUCAGUCACUUCUACCCCACUCCAAAAACUGCACAAGGGGUUAAUCAUAUCCACGUUCUUUUUAAUAAAAUGGCAUGUUUUGCCCAAAAAGAGAUAUCCCUACGUAACCCUUGCUCCUUCUGUAUAUACAACCAUCAUCCAGCGCCCUUCCUCUCCACCCGGGUGCAUGUGGAACAGUUUUGCACUAAUUUGGACAUUUUUUUGGUCUCUGUAAAAAUAUUUUAUUAUAAUGGCCAUUAAAUAAAAAGAAAUAAAGAUA
Molecule: messenger RNA, 5953 nt
Organism: Bombina bombina (fire-bellied toad)
Lineage: Eukaryota; Metazoa; Chordata; Amphibia; Anura; Bombinatoridae
Gene: UNC13A
Product: unc-13 homolog A
Exons: 39
Coding region: 78-4949 (1623 amino acids)
Biological process (GO): synaptic transmission, glutamatergic; neuromuscular junction development; dense core granule priming
Cellular component (GO): presynaptic membrane; plasma membrane; neuromuscular junction
Molecular function (GO): syntaxin-1 binding; calmodulin binding; diacylglycerol binding
Source: RefSeq, a predicted model, not a curated record